AUGCAAGUGCCGGUUCUCGGCUGCACUUUCCUCACGCUGUCAGAUCGUGAGGAAAGUACUGCCGAGAACCGGCAGUUGUCAGAGCGGGGAUCGGCACCGAUCAUCAGGGCACUGAUCAUCAGUGCCCUGAUGAUCGGUGCCCAGCAAUGCCACCCGCAAGUUCCGCCCACCUGUGCCCAGCAAUCACCCACCUGUGCCCAGCAGUGCACCCACCUGUGCCACUCUGCAGUGUCACACACCUGUGCCACUCUGCUGUGUCACACACCUGUGCCCAGAAAUGCCACCUACCUGUGCCCAGCAGUGCCACCCACCUGUGCCCACCCACCUGUGCCCACCAGUGCC
Molecule: messenger RNA, 342 nt
Organism: Staurois parvus
Lineage: Eukaryota; Metazoa; Chordata; Amphibia; Anura; Ranidae
Source: the annotation of a GenBank genome assembly